This is a messenger RNA of Pocillopora meandrina, 8192 nucleotides long. Lineage: Eukaryota; Metazoa; Cnidaria; Anthozoa; Scleractinia; Pocilloporidae. The record is from the annotation of a GenBank genome assembly.
AUGGCAACGAGAACGGAAGAAGGAGAUUCCAAAGAUAUGUUUCGCAAAGGAAAAGAGCUUUGGAAGGCUCUGCGAAAUAAUCCUAUCGACAAAGAAAGAGUUAACGAGCUCCUCAGCAACGGGGCGCCUCCGAACUUCCGAGAUCCCGAUAAAACGGAGGUACACUGCACAUAUUGUAAAGAUUCUUAAUAGUAUCUAUUGUUCAGUAUUUUAGAUUUUUACGUUUUAAGUUGUAUGUAACAAAAACCUCUACUCCUCUGUUAAAACCGCGACUAAAGUGGCUAUUUUAUGGCGACUGGUCGACAUUCAGUUGUCAGACAUGAUUGUUUCAAGACAAAAUCCAUCUGAGUCUUCAAAAUCAUUUUGAUUCUACUGUACAAUUUGUUCCGCUGCUUUUCAACCUUACAAAAAUUCAGACAUUACCAAAGCUUGACAUAUGAGAAGAUGAGACAUGUCGAUUUGACAUUUGAUUUGAUUUCUUUCGCUGUAAACACACUCCUAAUUUUAGUCAACGGACUUUGUAGUUGUGAGUUUGUUAUGAGCAAUUUCGCAUCGUUCAUCAACCCCUUAAUUAGUUGAAAAACCAGUAUUACACUAAAAAUAACACAGUGCAAAUUCUCAUACAUACGUUAGAGACGUUUAGUUUGGCUUUUUACUUUGUAUUUUGCUAGGUUUUGAAUUCAGAAGAAAAUCUGACUUGCAAAUUGUUACAUCAUACGUAAAUAUAUUUAUUUUCGACUUUGAAGUCGUCGAGCUCACAUUUCAGUUUCUGGAAAAAUUCCCGUAUUUUAAUUUUCAAUUUUACGAUGGCCAGUUGCUAUUGUAAGCUUACUUGCGUAGUUCAAUCUCUAUAGUUAUUCGAAUUACAUCUAGUUUGGGGUUAAAAAAAGAAAAAAAAGUAUCAGGAUCUAAAAUAACAUUAUCUAUUUCAUGGUCGAUUUCAGUCAUUCGUUUUAAGCGACGUGAAUUGCAACUGUUUACCGUUUCUCCAAACACUUCUCUGAUCAAAACAAGCUCCAGUUUGAUUUCCGGCUCGUCAAUUGCCGAUAUUUUUUCAAGUUAUUUUGUCUUAGCUCAGCUUUACAUCUUGAACUUUAGAACUGCACCCUCGAAUUUCAAGAUUACUAUGUCAAUAUUGUGCAUGGAAAUUUAUGAUGAUAUAGACCGAACAUGCAGACUUUAGGACCUUCUCUCCACGUGGAAGAGUAUAGUUUAUGCCUGUAAUUCUAACCGAUAUAUAUAUAUAUAAAUUUAUGAAUGUGGGGCUAGAGUCUACCUUGGCUUAAAGUGCUCAAUGCUGUGGUAGCAGAACUGAGUAUACAUAGGUUAAAGAAUUAAAGAGGACGCAUCGAUUCUCUGCAUUAGCUCUAUAGAAUCAUUAUUUCACACGCAGAUUGGAUCAUCACACGAGUGAAUUAAUUAGCUACUUAUCUAAUUUGUAUAUAAUGUUCUUCAUUGAAUAAAUUUCUGUCUGACGAGCGCUAAGGCGCGUAACUCAGAGUCACGGAGAAUCGAUGCGUCCUCUUAAAGUCUUUAACUUAUGUAUAUAUAUAUAUAUAUAUAUAUAUAUAUAUAUAUCCAAAUGAGUAAAUAUUUUUCAUAAUACUCAUAUUUUUUUAUCUUGGAAGUACUUGAUUAUACUUAUCUGGUUGGUCUGAUAAGGAAUUAAGAGGCUGUCUCUCUUAUUUCCACCCGGUCAAUUUUGCGUCGAAAAUAAUUUUGCCUGAAACUCUGUUAACAGAAAGACUUUACCUAGGAAAGAACUAAAUUAGAUUUGGUUUGAUUCGAAAUAAUUUUCUGACUGCAUUAGGGGCCAUAAUUAUUUCCCAGUACGUAGGGCCGUAGCAACGUCCCGAAAAUUGAAAAAUAGGCAUAUUUUGUAACAUUGUAAAAUAUUUGAUUCGCAUAGUUAAGCCACAGAAUUUAUAUCAGAUUUCUUAUAAACCUUUCUAGUUUGCCAAGAAAGUUAGAAUUUGCCCUCUCAACAUAUUUGAAAAGGCGAAUUUUAGCAUAUUCUGACCACUAGAAAUCGCCAUCGGCCGAUGGCCGCAAAUAACCUUGAUUUAGACGCUAAGUUUUGGGAUUUGGGACCUGGUUGACGAUUCUAUCCUACACAGCCGUUAAGUUUAGACCUUUAUAGGCAAAACUAUGCAAAAACCCCUGUACGUUUUCGAUUUUUCAAAAGUUAUGACCGUUUGAAUCAGCACAUGUACGAGCAUUCGUGAUUUUUUCGCCUACACCAAAAUCGAACCACUGGAGCAGAUUUUGUCAUAAAUACAGCUUACCCGCUUUGCAGCCCGGCUUCAUGGCUGACUUCAGAAUUUUUCUAAUAACCAAAUUGGUGAAAUCCAUGAUAACUUCAACAAAUAGCUAGGUAUUGCCUUCGAAAAGUAGGCGGCUUCCAUCGUGAUUCGUGGUAUCAAAACAAAUGUCGGAAUUGGCCACAUUUCGCGGUGAAUCACCCAUUUAACAUUGCUGCAGAGCUGAAUUUUUUCCAAAAUCAGAAUAUAAACUCUCCAUGUCUGAAGUGAAGAAAUAAUCGCUUAAAUUUAGAUCCAGUUCGAUGUUAUACUGUUCUCAGAAAGGUCCGCACAAAAGAGAAGACCGCUGAUAGCUUGUGCCGUACGUUGUGCCAUAUGGUUUUGUUUUGUUUCCCAAUGUAAUAUUUGGGCAGAAAAAUUUUGGAUGAAAAGAAUAAAUGCUUUUACCUGGAGUUUGAUAUCAUAUAAUUAAUAAAUCAAUUUCAAAUAUCCUGAGCUUGCUUCUCUCGGUUCCGCGUCGAUUGUGUCCACAGAACAGCAACCUGUCGAUAGCCGGAGAAAUCGGCUACCAACGUGUUACACAUGCUUCGUAUGAACAGAUGUUAUAAGUGUUGCUUUUGGUAAAUUUUCAAUCGAUUUCAUCAAAACAUUUUACUGACUACUAGAUAUUAUAAUAUAUUACACUAUGACAACGCCGUCAGAACUUGAUAUCGGAAGUAAAGGUAGUUUGUAUCUGUAGAGCAUAUUCUACAUUUUCAGCCACCGUAUAAGACAUAAGUCUACUGAGAAACACACUGACAAUCACUAAUCACGUCCGACAGUUUGUCUAUGAGAAUCUGUUUUUUGUCUCUCAAUUUUACAGGAUCUCAAAAUGACUACAGAUGGCUCUCAACAAAACGACAUUGAAUUUCUGAAGUGUGUUAUUGUGGUAACGUUCACAGAGGUCCUACGUAUCGUAGCAGAUUGGAUGUGAGAAUUUGAUCUCUUUUUUAACUUUGUCUACCAGAUCUUGUCUCUCGGAAUUUUCCUGGACGCAUUGGAUAUCUUCCUCCUCAUCCAGUGAUAUCCCGAUCACACCCUGAUCUUUUCGCCGCAUUGCUGCUAGCCGGGAGAAAAAGCUCUGAACUUGGCUCUUUGUCAGCCACUAUUCUCUAGUGAACAAACGUGCAUUUGAUUCAUUUUUCGCAUUUCGCAUGUCCACUGCAACUUGGGCGGGGUCUGCCUUUCGCCCAGUUCUUUCUCCAAGUGUAAACCGUGCCGUUAGGUAUUCUUUUACCUUCUCUGAAAAUCUAACGCUGCCUCUUGGUUUGCUUACGGCCCAUCUCGUUCGUAGAGGCGAGUGGGGCGAAGUAUCCACGGGAGAAGUGAGUGGUGUACUAGAAUCUAACGAACAGCUCGAACACUCGAUACCAGCGGUAUCUAUCGACGAGAACUUAAGGGCCCAGUCCCUUUUGAUUGCAUCAUACUGGCUUAACCUGCUGACUGUAUGCUUUCCAACGUCCAGGUGCAGCUCCAGCUGCGAAAAGGUUUCGAAAACUUCAACACAUCCAAACACAGAGCAUUCAAACAAUGGCGUUGUACUCUCUGUUUCCUUGCUGCCCUUUGGACGACGCUUGACCACACGCUUUUCAGGAGGAUCAUAAAACCCUUGAGAUUCUAUGGUUUGAAGGAACGUUUGACCUUGGGUGCUUGAUAUAAAUUACGUCAUAUGGAAUGUACUUCCCUUUCCGAUGCCAUAACAUUUCCAAACUCUCAGACCGAUAUCUCCAUAUUCAAAGUUGUGGAAGCUACUAAAAUGCUCCGAAUCUUAUUUAUACAGAGAGUGUUCUUUAAUUCGUCUACUAUGCUUACUGCAGCUGUUGUUCUCUUCACUGGGUGUUUCGUCAAUGCGUAUCCUCUGUCCAAUGAAAGCUUUAACAACUUCGCUGAAGACUCGCUACAGACUGAAGCCUCUCUGGUUUAGAAAAAGCUCUUGCAUGCUAUUCUACACUUGCAGGCCUUCCAAAAAUAAUAAAUGGUCAGCGGGUUCACCCGCAAUUAUUAAUGCGGACCUCUGUUAUGCGCGAUAGUGCAAUCGUUCAGCUUUAAAUUCCAAAACGCCAAACUUCGACACAUAGACUUACAAGUGGAGUUCUAUGACUGAUUCUGGAAGAGAAUGCAGCUGCAAUCCAAAGUUUCAACGGGACAUUGAGCGCGAAACAUGGCCUUAGUUUUCGAGUUUAGUUCGCAACAACGAUUCAAAGAUUCAAAGUAUGAAUUUUGGAGGUAUUUGCUGGAGUUAUCAUAAAGUUCACCGGUUUGGGAAGCGAGGAAUAUCUGAAAUUUCACAUAAACCUAUGAUUUCUCCGGCUAUUGACAGGUUGCUGUUCUGUGGACACAAUCGACGCGGAACCGAGAGAAGCAAGCUCAGGAUAUUUGAAAUUGAUUUAUUAAUUAUCACGGAUUUCACCAAUUUGGUUAUUAGAAAAAUUCUGAAGUCAGCCAUGAAGCCGGGCUGCAAAGCGGGUAAGCUGUAUUUAUGACAAAAUCUGCUCCAGUGGUUCGAUUUUGGUGCAGGCGAAAAAAUCGCGAAUGCUCGUACAUGUGCUGAUUCAAACGGUCAUAACUUUUGAAAAAUCGAAAACGUACAGGGGUUUUUGCAUAGUUUUGCCUAUAAAGGUCUAAACUUAACGGCUGUGUAGGAUAGAAUCGUCAACCAGGUCCCAAAUCCCAAAACUUAGCGUCUAAAUCAAGGUUAUUUACGGCCAUCGGCCGAUGGCGAUUUCUAGUGGUCAGAAUAUGCUAAAAUUCGCCUUUUCAAAUAUGUUGAGAGGGCAAAUUCUAACUUUCUUGGCAAACUAGAAAGGUUUAUAAGCAAUCUGAUAUAAAUUCUGUGGCUUAACUAUGCGAAUCAAAUAUUUUACAAUGUUACAAAAUAUGCCUAUUUUUCAAUUUUCGAGACGUUGCUACGGCCCUUACGGACUGGGAAAUAAUUAUGGCCCCUAAUGCAGUCAGAAAAUUAUUUCGAAUCAAACCAGAUCUAAUUUAGUUCUUUCCUAGGUAAAGUCUUUCUGUUAACAGAGUUUCAGGCAAAAUUAUUUUUGACGUAAAAUUGACCGGUGGAAAUAAGGGAGACAGCCUCUUAAAAUAUUUUUUAAUUACAUUAGUAUUAAUUAGUAUUUAUAUUCUCUAUAUUCUCCAUACAUACAUGUAGAGAAUCGAUGCGUCCUCUUCAAUUCUUAAACUUAUUAUAGCGCUUUAUGCCAGAGUAGACUCUACCCCCACAUUCAUCUAUAUAUAUAUAUAUAUAUAUGUAUGUAUGUAUGUAUAUAUAUAUACCGAUUAGAAUUAGAGGCAUAAACUAUACUCAUGCACGUGGAGAGAAGGUCCUAGACAAGGAGAAUAUAGUCCAUAGACAAGGAGAAUUUGUCUAACAAUCAAGAGUUUCUUUUGUUGGUGAUCAUUUCCUCUAUUAUCAUGACAUUAAUGUGUGAUUCAGGGGUGAUAUUGUAAGGAGAAAAUAGAUGCUAGUCACUCUUAGGGGUUAAAGGGUUAAAUUAUCUGUAAAAGUUUGUGGCCUUAGUGAUUAUGGUGAGGGAAGGAUAAUGUUCAAUUUUUCUUUUCUGUAAAACUUUGCAGACAAACUGGAGUCCCCUUCAUCUUGUUGUAAGUGAAAGUAAGCGUGAGCUUGUCAACAUGGUGUUAGAACGUGUACUGAUAUAAUUUUGUAAAACAUUGCAGACAAAAUGGACUCCUCUUCAUCUUGUUGUAACUGAAAGAGAGGGUGAUAUGGAGCUCGUCAACAUGCUGUUAGAACAUGGAGCUAAAACCAACCUGGGUGAUUCUGUAUGUUAAUGAUAUUUUCUAUGCAUUAUUUUCGAAGCAUUAUCAGUCCUCGACACUCCUUCUAAGUUCUAUCAUUUCUGUAAGUCAUUUUUCAUCUAUCCUUCUCAGGCUGCAUCUUAUUUCCUGUUGUAUUGCCCAUAAUUGUCUUCUUUCCUUCAAAUAUUCCUUACUUCAUAGUAAUCCACCAUAAGUUUGCCUAAUUACUUCAAUCCUUCCUUCCCCACUUCCUUCUAUUCAGCCCCGUUCAUCCCCCCAGCACUACUUGACCAUCUCUCACUCCAUUGAAAUGUAAACUCACCCUGAGCUUCACCAUGGCACCAAAUACCACAGUUUGGGUUUUACUAAACUUCUUCCCUUCUAUCGUUCCCAUACCCUAUAUUUUAUCUUUCUUCCCUCUCCCUUGCAUUUUACCUAAUCAUUCUGCCUUUAAUAGACAAUUUAUAAUCCACUUUUGAAUUAGAGGCGUGAAAAAUUCUGUCCUCAAAGCGCGAGCGUUUGCGUAGAGAACUCGAUCACAUCCAGAGACAUGUAUUUACGGGCAAUUGCACGGACUUCGGUCCUCUGACUCUAGUCUAUUUCACUGUACAUUAUUAUAAUUUUUGUUCGUAUAGCUUGUGUCAGUCAAGGCUGUGAUAGGCCAGGCGUAAAAAAUUGUUGGACAGGCGUGAGCUGGCGCGUGAGAUCGGUGUUUUCACUAAGUUCGAAGGCAUAUACUUGAGUUGGCAGAUGUACAUGCAUCAUACUUGCUUGUCUCUCUCCUGUCUAGCUUCAUCAUAUCUUCUUCGUCGCUUAUCCUAUGUUACCUCAUACCAACAAAUGUAUUUUUCUCUUAACAUCUUAGUUUGGUUUUACGCCCCUUCACUUGGCAGUUGAAAAAGGAUACUCGGAGGCUGUGGAGAGAUUUUUAAACAAUCCGCAUAGUCCAGCUGACUGCAACAAGACAAGCCAUGUAAGGAUACUGUAAAGCGUUAGCUUAAUGCGUAUUUUGAUAACAUUUAUGGGGGUGACCAGGGAUUUCUUCCAAAGUUUUACAAAAUCCAUAGUUUUACACAAUUCAAUGGAAAAAAUCAGACCAACUCAGUGCUGCCUAAAAUAUAUUGCUUUUUGCUCGUAGGAAGCUAAAACCCCAAAAAUGUAAUUUGUGAUAAUCCUGAAUGAGUGUAACUUGCUUCUUUUAUACCGGCACAGGGGCAUUAUGGGAUAAACAAAUAAGGGAUCAGACAUUUUUUUUAUCGCCAGCAAGGGAGAGGGGGGGAGGGAGAACCGAAGAAAAUUGACUGCCAACCGGGUAAGGGGGAGACUGGGGGUUCAGGUAAAUGUUAUUACGCACACGACACAACCAAAAUCGGGUGACUUCCCCGCGGUGAUAAAUAAAGACGACGGGUUCCUUAGUGUUCGUAAACUGUGGCAGCCAUGCAGGUUUCCAUCUCGUAUAAAUAAGUACUAGCAGACUUUUUGUGAAACCAUGCUAAGAAAGCUGGGAUAAGCUCAUUCCCCUGGACGAUUUAGAUGUUUCAAUUUCUGACCAUGCCUUUUUGUCUCUUCCUGAUUGGGUCCUCGUUCCUCAAGGGGAAGGAAACAGCACUCGAUAUUGUUGAGAGGAGAUUGAGAGAAGAACGACCUGAAGACGCUGGCGCAAUGCUUACGAAAAGUGAAACCUCUAAGAUAAGAGAACUCAGCAAAGUUGCAAGUUAUUUGAAAAAUGACCAAGUUGCUGAUCAACUUUUUGUUGAUGGCCCAUCCAGCUUAACAAUCAAUGUGCCACCAGGUUAGUUUCAGUUGAAUUAUGGGACUCCGUCAUCUUAUUUGAAUACUUGAGAACGGGUUUACUUCACUUAACUUGAUUGGAUCUUUCUUUUUAUCAAUAAAAAACACUCACAAACGACAUAGUUAGCACCUUUUAACGUGGUCCAAGAAUGAAGACGCUCACCUUAAGACAAAGAAACCGCCACUAUGAUGCCAUGCACUGUUUAAGCAUUCUAUUUAUUGGUUAAUGUUAUUUUCUUAUUAUUUUUUAUAGCUUCAACCGUACAUGUGGACGUCAAAGAAGCACAGACUGUUGUUGUGGGAGAUCAUAAUUCAAUAUCUAACAACAAUAGGAACUAA